UUCCAUUUAACUCUAUUUCAUAAACAUCUCUGAAGUCCGCUUCCAACAUCGCUGACACACUCUGACCAUCAACUGUAACACCUUCACACACAAACAAACACACAGACUCUCUCUCUCUCUCUAAACUGUAGUGAUUAGUGAUAUAAAGUGGAGAGAGAGACGUUAUAUAAAAAGAAGAACGUUUUAUAGUGGGGAUUGGAUUGGAUUGGAGCACAGAACUGAAAAGAGUAGACUGAGAGUCGAGAAGAUAAAGAAGAAUUAAGCAGCUAGAGAAGAAGACGAAGAACAAAUGGGAAGAGACUUCAGAUUUAUCUUUGCAACUUCGUUGCUUCUAAUGCUUCUAGAUGUAUGCAAAGGAAGCACAAUUGGAAUUUGCUAUGGAAGAAAUGCUGAUGACCUUCCCACACCAGAUAAAGCAGCACAGUUGGUCCAACUUCACAAAAUUAAAUAUGUUAGAAUCUAUGAUUCUAAUAUCCAGGUUCUCAAGGCGUUUGCAAACACUGGAGUUGAGGUCAUGAUUGGGAUUUCAAAUUUAGAUUUGUUGCCAUUUUCCCAAUUCCAAUCCAAUGCUGACACCUGGUUAAAGAACAACAUUCUUCCCUACUAUCCAGCAACAAAGAUUACAUAUAUAACUGUUGGUGCCGAGGUGACAGAAGCUCCCACUAAUAUCUCUGCUCAAGUUGUACCUGCCAUGCAAAAUGUUUUCACCGCUUUGAGAAAAGCUGGUUUGCAGAGGAAAAUUAAAGUUUCAAGUACCCAUUCUCUUGGUGUUUUGUCCCGAUCGUUCCCACCUUCUGCGGGGGCCUUCAACAGCAGCCAUGCAUUCUUUCUGAAACCUAUGUUAGAAUUCCUUGCUGAGAACCAGUCUCCAUUCAUGAUUGAUAUAUAUCCUUAUUAUGCUUAUAGGGAAAACCCCAAAAAUGUGUCUCUGGACUAUGCUCUAUUUGAGUCAUCCAAUGAAGUAAUCGACCCAAACACUGGUUUACUUUACACAAAUAUGUUUGAUGCCCAGAUUGAUGCUCUUUAUUUUGCCCUGAUGGCUUUAAACUUUAGAACAAUUAAAAUAAUGGUCACUGAGACGGGCUGGCCUUCUAAAGGAUCAGCAAAGGAGACAGCCGCAACUCCAGAUAAUGCCCAGAAAUACAACACCAAUCUGAUUCGCCAUGUCAUCAAUGAUACUGGUACACCUGCAAAGCCUGGAGAGGAGCUAGAUGUGUAUAUUUUUUCUUUGUUCAAUGAGAACAGGAAGCCUGGUCUGGAAUCUGAGAGGAACUGGGGAUUAUUUUAUCCAGACCAAACAAGUGUCUAUAACCUUGAUUUUACGGGAAGAGGUGCUGUGGACAUGACUACAGAAGCAAAUGUUACCAGUUCGAAUGGUACUGCAUGGUGCAUUGCUUCAGCUACAGUUUCUGAAGCUGACUUACAGAAUGCCUUGGAUUGGGCCUGUGGACCUGGGAAUGUGGAUUGCUCUGCUAUUCAGCCUAGCCAACCUUGUUUUGAGCCGGAUAAUCUAGUUAAUCACGCUUCUUUUGCAUUCAACAGUUACUACCAGCAAAAUGGAGCUACCGAUGUUGCUUGCAGCUUUGGGGGAACAGGCGUUAAAACAAAUAAGAACCCAAGCUAUGACAGCUGCUUGUAUAUGACAGCUGGGAGCAACAAAACUGCCGCAAGUAAUGUGACAGCCACUUCUUCACCUUCUUCCUCCACCCGAAAAGUACUUUCUAAGUGGAUUUGUGGUUUCCUCUUGAUGACUUUCUUAUUCAGUACCUGAGUAAUGUCUAAAGCAGCUUGAAUGAUUUUCUUCUUUUUGUUCUGAAUCUGAACAAUGCCUAAAGCAGCUUGAUUUUGGGAGCGGAGUCUUCCGUUCAAACAAGAGGUUUGCCUCUUUCGAAGCCGUCUUUUAAGGAAAUUUUUUUCUUGGGUAGCAAGGAUGUAUUUAUCAUAGAGCAAUCUUCCUUCCUAGUUUUGUAUGAUGUCAAAUAGGUUCUUAGUUACAAAAAGAUGGCAUCUAGACCAAUCCUUCAAUGGGAUAUUUGUGGACCUGUAUUUGCACAUUGUGAAAGGAGUCUGCAAUUUAGCUUGUAGCUUUUUGUUUUGUCUCUA
Molecule: messenger RNA, 2103 nt
Organism: Cornus florida
Lineage: Eukaryota; Viridiplantae; Streptophyta; Magnoliopsida; Cornales; Cornaceae
Product: glucan endo-1,3-beta-glucosidase 13
Exons: 4
Coding region: 290-1771 (493 amino acids)
Biological process (GO): carbohydrate metabolic process
Cellular component (GO): plasma membrane
Molecular function (GO): hydrolase activity, hydrolyzing O-glycosyl compounds
Source: RefSeq, a predicted model, not a curated record